GCCCCCUGCCGGACAGCGCUGAGGCGAGGGUUCCCUACGGGAAGGGCUCUGUGAGGGCGUGACACAACCGUUCCUAUCAGCCACCGCCAUGGGCUCUGUGCGUUCCCUGUCUGCUGUCAGCUCUGCCCUGAGCCACAGCAAGGCCGAGGAUGAGGAGGGUGAGAAUUUAUUGGCCAGCCAGGAGCCUGUGGAGGACAUGGCCAAGAUUCCCUACAUGGAAUUCACAGGCCAGGACAGCGUCACCUGUCCCACCUGCCAAGGCACUGGAUGCAUCCCUACAGAGCAGGUGAACGAAUUGGUAGCUCUGAUCCCCUACAGUGACCAACGGCUUCGCCCUCAGAGAACGAAACUCUAUGUGCUGCUCUCAGUGCUUCUCUGCCUUCUGCUGUCUGGCUUGGGGGUUUUCUUCCUGUUCCCCCACUCCGUGCUGGUGGACGAUGAUGGCAUCAAAGUGGUCCAGGUGUGGUUUGACAGGAAAAACUCUGCUGUCCUCCUGGCCAUCACGGCCACCCUGAGGAUCAGAAAUUCCAACUUCUACUCGGUGGCAGUGAGCAGCCUGAGCAGCCAGGUGCAGUACAUGAACACUGUGGUGGGCAGCCAGCAGCUCACCAACGUUUCCAGCAUCCAGCCCCUGAGGGACAAACUGGUGAAUUUCACCGUGAAGGCAGAGCUGGGUGGAUCCCUAUCCUAUGUGUAUUUUUUCUGCACUUUGCCCAAGGUGAAGGUCCACAACAUCGUGAUCCUCAUGAGGACCUCGGUGAAGCUCUCCUACAUCGGCCACAGCACCCAGAGCGCCCUGGAGACCUUCCAUUACCUGGACUGCAGCUCCAACUCCACGGCGCCGCUGCCUGCCCUGGCCCGGGGGGCUCCCUGAGGGCUCCCGGGGGGCUCUGGGCGACCUGGGGCUACCUCAGGCUGGCAGCAGGCACCGGGAGUGUGUGGGGGCAAACCCAGCAGCUCCGAGGCUCCUUCUCUUCCU
This is a messenger RNA of Poecile atricapillus (Black-capped chickadee), 979 nucleotides long. RefSeq names its product transmembrane protein 106C (gene TMEM106C). Lineage: Eukaryota; Metazoa; Chordata; Aves; Passeriformes; Paridae. The record is from RefSeq and is a predicted model, not a curated record. The transcript is spliced from 8 exons. Bases 89 to 874 code for a protein of 261 amino acids.